AUGACCGAAGCCCUGCGGUACCACCCCAAGGCCGAGCAGAUGAUGGGCGAGGGCGGGCCGGCUCGCUUCGGGCCGGACGCGUGCUUCUUCGUGCGGCGGAUCGACGGGUCCGAGGAGGACUUCAGCUGCGCGAAGCUCCACAAGGGCGCCGCGCGGUGUCGAUCGGGCGAGGUGCGGCUGGCAUUCCGCGAGGCGGUCGAGGCGGACGUCGAGGCCUUCAGACGGCUGGCCCGGCGCGUCGAAGCUGGCGAAGAGCUGCUCUGCGGCAUCAGCGGCCGCCAGAUAACGAUCGGGAGCGACGAGUGGGACGUCGACCACCAAGACCCGCCGUCGUUCGCCCAGAUCGUGAACGAGUUCUUGGACGACCGGCAGAUGGCCAAGGCCGACGUCGAGGUGAGGAAGCGGGCCGGGGUCAAGCCGCGCCUGGCGGAUGACCAGCUACGCCGAAUUUCGGGAGGAGCACAAAGAGGUCCGAGCACCGGCGCAUGA
Molecule: messenger RNA, 489 nt
Organism: Acanthamoeba castellanii str. Neff
Lineage: Eukaryota; Discosea; Longamoebia; Acanthamoebidae
Exons: 4
Coding region: 1-489 (162 amino acids)
Source: RefSeq, a predicted model, not a curated record